UCGGAUUGAAUUGAUUAGUGAAUGCAUUGAUUGGAUGAGUGAUGCAAACCAUGGUUUGAGAUGUCAUUGAAUGAGACGAGUUUGGAGAAGAAGUUGGCGGUUGUGACCAAUUCUCAGGACAGCAUUCAAGGCCUCUCCCUUUGGAUCCUUCACCACAAGACUCACUACAAGAGGAUUAUUCACAUUUGGUUUAAUUGUUUCACUAAAGCCAAAUCGAGCCAUCGAUUGACACUAUUUUAUUUGGCCAAUGAUGUCAUACAACACGCAAAACGCAAAGGAGUUCCGCAAUUCGUGGACCACUUCGCCGAUUAUCUCAAGAAAGCGACGGCUCUUUGCAAAGAGGAUCAGAUCAGCGCAAACAUUGAGCGAGUGUUCAAUAUAUGGCUCGAGAGGAGUAUUUACAGCGAAGACCUGAUCGAAGAGUUGAGAGGAUUGCUGUCGGGAAAGAGUGUCCAUUUGGCCGCUGUGUCCAGAAUUGUGGCCGAAUUCAAACUCUCGGAACUGAUUGAGAGGAUGAAGAAGACGAAGAAAGCGGAACAGACGAGCGCUUCGAAGUUGGAGUGUUUGGUGAACUGCAAAGUGGACGCGACGUCCGGUGAAGUGCUCAACAAACUGAAGGACAAAACACAUGGCGAACAGUUCAGCCGCGACUUCGAUGACGCCACCAAAUGUCUGGAAGCGGUGAUCAAUUCGCUCGAGAAAGAGGUCCACACGAGAAGCGAUUUGAUUGAAAAUCUCGAAAAGAGUGAAAUCUUUUACGAGACACAGAAAGAAGAGGCGAAGACAGUGGUCGACGCCUACAAGAACUUCGGUCUCAGAGUUCGCAAUGUGUGGCGCAAACUGGAAGAGAGCCGGAGUUCGCUUCCCAGUCCUUUGCCAUCGCCUCCACGAGACGCCCCGUCGCCCACCAACUCAGACGACGGCCCGAAUUUGCCCCAAAUGGGAGUCUUUGCCACUGAUGUGAACCCUCUGAUCCGUGGCCUUGUGUUCCCCUCGGCUGCGAACCAAACCACCAGUUCUCUCGACCAAAGACUUUCAUCGCUAAUGCAUAAUAUGUCGCACGUGAAGGACUCGCAAGUGAGUGAUUCAAAUGAUCUUAAUAUCAACAAAAACAGUCAAUCCAUUCAAAUACCAGCCAUUAGUAGUAAUAAUGAUAACAAUAAUUAUGCGAAUAUUAAUAACAAUAAUAACCAUUGGAUGAACAAAAAUACAAUGAGUGACCAGAAUCUGAACGCGAAUUAUCAAAACGAAUCGCUAUAUUCAUCACAUCAGCCAAACCUAAACCACAGUCAAGCCAUGUAUGACUACAACUACUCUCAACCCAUGCAUGACAUCAAUCGACACCAAACCACUGGUGGAGACAUUCAACACAUACAGCCAUUGGUCUCCACUCGCGGCCAACAAAUUGGUCCCCAACUGUCAGCCUUACCACCGAUCGUGUCGUCAAAUAUGAUGUCAUUGUUUCACGACUACUCGUCGGUACAGCCGUCGGAGAACAUGGAACCGGCGGACAUGGAUUUGGGCAACUCUGACGACGAAGACCUCAGACCACAGCAAACCCAUAGAACUAUUAAAGUGAUUGACACCCGACGCAACUCAACCGAACCACAGUUACCCGAGUUUAAUAUGACUAAUAAUAACGACAGACUCUAUGCCAACAAUAAUCACAUGACGAACUCGAAUAGUGUCGGUGACAAUCGGGUGCCGCAGUAUAUGCCGUCGUUUCCAGCCCUCAAAUCGGUGGCCCGAAUGCCUGUCCGGCCGUCACUGAACAGUGUUGUGCAACAAACCCAUCCAUACCCUCCGCCCCACACAUCGCACCCAAACAUACAGACAUCUCAUUGGCGAACACCGCGAUCGGCAGUCGUGGCCGCACAGCACUCAUACUCUCCUAUGAACGCACCGCCGCCUCCUCUCAAUCGUAAUCAACACAAUUGGAGAUCACAUAAUAAUAACAACAAUAAUCGAAAUAAUCGUAAAGCAAGAUAUUGAGCGCAAAACUACAAACAUUUUUCACAAACUAUUCAAUCAUUUAGUUUUAGUUAUGAAUUAAGACAAAAAAUGUUUUGUUUAUUUGAGAAUUUCUUAUGAAAGUAAAUAUCUGUUAAUUUGUAUUUAAUAUUAUAAUUAUAGUAUUUUGUGUGUUUUUUUGUAAUUUAAUUUAAUUUAGUGUAAGACUGAAAGUAUUUGGUUAUUUAUAUUAAGGCAGAGUAACAGACACUUUCCCCUCCGUUUUAGUCAAUCCCUAUAUUCUGUAAUUGUCAUCAAAAAACAAAUUCAAACAUUUGUUAAGUUUUUAGUAGUUUUUAUAUUUU
Molecule: messenger RNA, 2315 nt
Organism: Medioppia subpectinata
Lineage: Eukaryota; Metazoa; Arthropoda; Arachnida; Sarcoptiformes; Oppiidae
Source: the annotation of a GenBank genome assembly